This is a messenger RNA of Schistocerca americana (American grasshopper), 1128 nucleotides long. RefSeq names its product major royal jelly protein 1. Gene Ontology annotation, cellular component: extracellular region. The coding region runs from base 1 to 1128 and encodes 375 amino acids. NCBI's taxonomy places the organism in Eukaryota, Metazoa, Arthropoda, Insecta, Orthoptera, Acrididae. The record is from RefSeq and is a predicted model, not a curated record. The transcript has a single exon.
AUGACGUCCUUAUCGUGGCUGCUGCUGGCUGCCGCCGGCCUGUCGCUGGUGGCGGCGUCGUGCGACAAGUCGCUGCUGCCCGAGCUGACGUUCACGCUGAACGGCGCCAACCUGGCCUGGCCGUGCACGUCGACGCGCAACAUCUACGCCUCGUCGGGCCGCUACGUGUCGCGCAACAUCAUCGCGACCCGCGUGCAGAUCUUCAAGGACGAGGCCAUCGUGGCAACGCCGCGCUACAAGCCGGGCGUGCCCUUCACGCUGGGCAAGCUGUCGCUCAAGAGCAAGGACCACCAGGCGGUGCUGAGCCCCUUCCCCUGCUGGAGCCUCCAGGAGGAGGGCAACUGCCAGGCGCUGCAGUCGGUCGUCGACCUGUUCCUCGACCCGCAGGACAUCCUCUGGGUGCUCGACGUCGGCAUCGUCAACACGCUGGACCAGCCCAUCCGCCGCUGCCCGCCCAAGAUCGUCGCCAUCAACGUGAAGACCGGCAAGGUGGUGAAGGUGAUCGACCUGUCGGGGCUCGUGUGCUCGGCCAGCCGGCUGCAGUACCUCGUGGUCGACUACGCUGAGGACGGGCGCGUGUUCAUCUACGUGAGCGACGCGGCGACGCGCGCCAUCAUCGUGUUCGACGUGACGGCCGGGCGCGGCUUCCGCGUGGUGCUGCCCAAGGCGGUCACCGACGGCUGCCUGCGCCGCGACGUGCUCUACCUGGCGCUCAUCCGCAAGCCGUGCGGCACCACCGUGCUCUACUUCACCUACCUGUCCUCGGGCCGGCUCUUCUCCAUCAAGACGGCGCACCUGAGGCGCGGCAACGCGCGCGGCACCGUCGUCGACGUCGGCCCCAAACCCACCAACCUGGUCAUCCUGGGCACGGACGGCGGCACCGCCCUCUUCUUCCGCUACAAGGGCGACAGCGAGAUCUACCUGUGGAACACGGAGACCUGCUUCAAGGAGGAGAAUUUCAUGCUGGUGCAGCAGGCCGGCGAGUGCCGCCUGGCCACGCAGGUGGUUCCAGGGUACAAGCGGCUCAUGUGGGUGCUGGAGAGCAACUUCCAGGACUACAUCCAGAACACCGUGGGCUGCGCCGGCGCCUCCGUCUCCCUGCACCCGCUCGUCAAGGGCUGCGAAUAA